Molecule: messenger RNA, 1104 nt
Organism: Fonsecaea multimorphosa CBS 102226
Lineage: Eukaryota; Fungi; Ascomycota; Eurotiomycetes; Chaetothyriales; Herpotrichiellaceae
Exons: 2
Coding region: 1-1104 (367 amino acids)
Source: RefSeq, a predicted model, not a curated record
AUGGCUAUUGCGAAAUCAACCAACUUGACAUUGAUUUUACUGGCUGUUGGUGGUGCUUUUGGAGCAAUUGCUCCCACAAGGAUCAAACCGAUCUUGCCAACAACGGCAUUGACAUCUAUGCAGACAAGCACAGAGACAUCGUCGACGACUGAGACCGACCUGGCUUUCUCAUACCCUGGCUUUGGCCUACCCACCAGCCCAUUCACCGGCUCUGCUUCUACAACCGCGUCCUCGACCUCUGUAUCUGGCUUGGAUACUUCUCCGUGCACUUCUGCAAUCAGUUCCUCUUCCUACAUUCCUUCCAUAGCACAGUCGAUCCCUCCCUACCUUCCUCUCUCCUCCGCCUCCAUCUCCGAUACCUCCACCACCUCUCAGGUCUCCGUUUCGUCGUCCACUUCGACGUUCCCACAAGCCCCUCUACCUCCUUCCGUUCCAACCACAUAUCCUUCCAGCAGCCGCGCAGGUCAAUGCUCAGAGAGUACACAGUGCUCACAUAACGCAACAAUCACCAUUUCCUUCAUGAGUACAGCUACUAUAACAAAAACUGUCAGCUUGAGCUUCUCCUCAAACAGCCCUGCAGCUCCUAUCACGCGCUCCGCGUCCCCGUCUGUGUCUACAGAGUCAUGCGAUAGCACAGCCCUAGGCUGGGGAAACACUACGAGCGACAUCAUCCUUUCAACAGCUCUGACGAGCGCGGAGCCAUCUGAGAGUGGUCUGGGAUAUCCUACUCCCGAGACUCUGACAGCAGCCUUGCCAGCAACUAACAGCAAUAGCGGAGUUACGUACGGAAGCGUCAGUAGCAGCAGCGAGUAUGGCAACAGUGGGAAUGCCAGCACAAACAGUGGGGGCAGCCAUUCCAGGACCCUUACAGGCCCGCUAACGCAAAACCCAUCUCCUUCCCUUACAAUAACAUCUCACUCCGGCAUCGGUGUCACUACUAGCACUAGCACCACAAUCACGAUCCGGACAAGCCAGAGCACCAGUACAAGCACAAACGGAGCGCCAACCAGAACAGGUGGUGUGGGGCGCCUGGAUCUCGAGUUCGAAACUGUCUUUGCAACAUGUCUGUUUGCUAUCGUAUGGGUCUUGGUCUUUGGCCUAUGA